AUGCUAUCUUGGUCGUAUUUAGGAGUUCUAGCACUCGCCCUCUCCAAUCUUGUAGAUUCAUCCUUAGGCGACAAACACAAGUCCAACUACACGGCGCCAUGGCAAACUCUUCCUCCAACUCCACAUUUGCCUGAACCAAACUUCAACGGGACUGCUCCCAUCAACGGUAUUGACCUUUGGUAUGCGACAUUCGGCGCGUCGCUUGAAAUUAGUAAACGCAGAGACCUCAACCCUGUGGUAUUUCUUCAUGGCGUCUAUACCAACAGCGAUUAUUACGGACAUCAGAUCCGCCAUCUACAAGACGGCCUGUACACACUCAUGACAAUUGACUCUCGGGCACAAGGUCGAUCCGGAGAUGAUCCCAGCAGGCCCUUGACUUACGAUCUGAUGACAGAGGAUAUGGUUGCUUUGAUGAAUUAUCUGAAAAUUGAUAAGUUCUCGACAGUUGGAUGGUCCGACGGCGGCUGUAUUUCGUUUGACCUUGCCAUGAACUACACCCCCCGUAUUGAUCGUAUCUUUUCUUUUGGCGGAACAUAUAGUCCUCAGAACAUCAACGCCACAAUUGAUGACAGUCCAGUAUGGGGUGCAUAUAUGAAACGCGUUGCGAAAGAUUAUGAGCACAACGCACCUUCAAGUGUUACAUUUGAGGAGGCGUCGAAACAGUUGAAUAGUAUGUGGUUAACGGAGCCGGUCUGGGACGCCACAUCGUUUGCGAAAAUCCCAUCUCGAUACGACGACGACGAAGCUCCCAUGAUCUGGAUCGUUGACGGCGAUUCUGAAGAGGCCGUGAUUCGUGAUACACCUGGAACCCUACGUAGCUGGAUUUGGGGCUCUGACCUUGUUAUUCUGCCAGGAGUCAGCCAUUUUGCGGUGAAUGAUCUAUACAUGGCUGUUGAGUCGGAUCUGUAA
Fusarium graminearum PH-1 is the source of this 909-nucleotide messenger RNA. RefSeq lists its product as uncharacterized. Bases 1 to 909 code for a protein of 302 amino acids. The transcript is spliced from 3 exons. NCBI's taxonomy places the organism in Eukaryota, Fungi, Ascomycota, Sordariomycetes, Hypocreales, Nectriaceae. The record is from RefSeq and is a predicted model, not a curated record.